This is a messenger RNA of Monopterus albus (swamp eel), 1069 nucleotides long. RefSeq names its product D-beta-hydroxybutyrate dehydrogenase, mitochondrial-like. The transcript is spliced from 6 exons. Gene Ontology annotation, molecular function: oxidoreductase activity. Gene Ontology annotation, biological process: steroid metabolic process. NCBI's taxonomy places the organism in Eukaryota, Metazoa, Chordata, Actinopteri, Synbranchiformes, Synbranchidae. Gene Ontology annotation, cellular component: intracellular membrane-bounded organelle. The record is from RefSeq and is a predicted model, not a curated record. Bases 1 to 825 code for a protein of 274 amino acids.
AUGGCCUCGCGUUCCGUUCUCAGAGUGGCAUUUCUGGUCUCAUUUUCUGUUCUUCUGACAGUUGUGCUGGGUUUUGGGCUGCCUCCUCUACUGAAUGCAGUUUUGGGAUUACCAGAGAUGAGUGUGACUGAGUGUAUAGUUGUGAUGUAUUUAGUUUUUGUGUUGGUUGUUGCAACACCUCGAAUUCCCAGAGGAUUGGUGGAGGUGAAGGGGAAAGCUGUGUUUAUCACAGGCUGUGACAGUGGAUUUGGCAAUGCACUUGCCAAACAUAUGCACAAGAUGGGCUUCACUGUCUUUGCUGGGUGUCUUCUGAAGGAUAAAGGUGGAAAGGGUGCAAAGGAGCUGGAGGAAUUUCAUUCAGAUCGCAUGAAAGUAGUCCAACUGGAUGUAUGCAGCGAGGAGCAGGUGAACCAGGCUGUGGAAUAUAUUAAAGACAACCUUGAGGACUCUGAAAGAGGUCUGUGGGCUGUGGUGAAUAAUGCUGGCAUGUCAACAUUUGGAGAAGUGGAGUUUACCUCCAUAGACACCUACAAACAGGUGUCAGAGGUCAACCUGUGGGGCGUGAUCAGGGUCACCAAAGCUGUUCUUCCAUUAAUCCGCAGGGCCAAAGGCCGCAUUGUGAACAUGUCCAGCAUGUAUACUCUGGUGGGCUCUUACUGCAGCACCGGACAUAAGGAUAUGGCUCCUGUUCUUGAUGACAUCACUGACGCCAUUGUGUCCAAGCGUCCUUACACACGGUACAACCCCACAGAGUCUCACUGGUGGAUCAGAUCACAGCUGAUAACCCACCUGCCUGGCGCCAUAUCCGACUUACUCUACUUCUAAAAUGUGUUCCUUUGUUAGCUCCCUCCAUUUCACCCUUGGAAUAUAGCUAGCCACCAGUAAAUGUUUCAACUACAGUACAUAGCACUAUGCAGAUCUGCAGACUUUUCCUGAGGAGGUUCUCUGCUGUGUAUUCCUCAGCACUUUUAUUUACUGAAAAAUUGUUAAAACAAUGUUAAAAAAUAUAUAUAAAUGAUUGCACUUUGCUUUUUCUAUUGGGGAUGCACUGCAGGUAACAGUCUAGAUA